AUGGCAGCGAUGUCUGUUAUUGGUAUUGAUUUUGGUAACGAAUCAUGUUAUAUCGCUGUAGCAAAAGCAGGUGGCAUUGAGACAAUAGCCAACGAUUACAGUCUUCGGGGUACUCCAUCAUGUGUGGCCUUUUCACCAAAGAAUCGAAUUAUAGGAGUGGCUGCAAAAAAUCAAAUGGUAACAAAUAUGAAGAAUACUGUAUUUGGAUUCAAGAGGCUUUUGGGUCGAAAAUUUUCAGAUCCACAUGUUCAAAAAGAGUUAAAACAUUUUCCAUUCAGAGUUGAACAGAGGGGAGAUGGUGGAAUUGGUAUUAGGGUCAGUUAUCUUGGUGAAGACAAUGUAUUUAGUCCUGAACAGAUUACUGCAAUGUUGUUCACUAAAUUGAAAGAUAUUGCAGCUACUGCAUUACAAACACAGAUCAAUGAUUGUGUAAUUUCGGUACCAAGUUACUUUACAAAUGCUGAAAGGAAUGCUCUUUUGGAUGCUGCUGCAAUUUCUGGGCUUAAUGUUUUGCGUCUUAUGAAUGAAACUACCGCUACUGCUCUUACAUAUGGUAUUUACAAGCAAGAUCUACCAGCUCCAGAAGAGAAGGCUCGAAAUGUUGUUUUUGUUGAUUUUGGUUACACAUCACUUCAGGUAGCAGCUUGUGCUUUUAACAAAGGUAAACUUCGAGUACUAGCUACUGCCACUGACCCAUACUGUGGUGGAAGAGACAUUGAUAUGGCUUUAGCUGAAUAUUUCUGUCAAGAUUUUGUAACACGGUUUAAAUUAGAUCCUAAGAAAAAUCAGAGGGCCUUUUUACGUCUGUUGCAAGAAGUUGAAAAAUUGAAGAAGCAAAUGUCAGCAAACAGCACUCGUUUGCCUCUUAACAUAGAAUGCUUCAUGGAGGAGCGUGAUGUGUCUGGUGAUAUGCAGAGAUCACAAAUGGAACAGCUCUGUAGUGAAACAUUUACAAGGGUUGAAAGAACUCUAAGAGCUAUUUUACAUAAUGCUAAACUGCGACCAGAGGAUAUUUAUGCAGUUGAAAUUGUGGGCGGCUCUACCAGAAUUCCUGCAGUUAAAAGUUUAAUUGAACAAGUAUUUGGAAAACACGCUUCUACUACUUUGAAUCAGGACGAGUCUGUUGCACGAGGUGCAGCCCUCCAGUGUGCUAUGUUGAGCCCUGCUGUUCGUGUGCGUGAAUUCAGCAUUACUGAUGUGCAACCUUAUGCUGUGCAUCUAGCAUGGGAUGCUGCUCGUGGUGAAGAUGGUGAUAUGGAGAUUUUCCCACCUUUCCAUGCUGCACCAUUUUCAAAGAUGUUGACUUUCUACAGAAAAGAACCAUUUUCAGUUAGUGCUUAUUACUCUGGCCAAGUACCCUAUCCAGACACCUUUAUUGGUCAAUGGCACAUCCGAGAUGUUCAACCAACUCCGGAAGGAGAAUCACAGAAAGUAAAACUUAAAGUUAGAGUAAACAUCCAUGGCAUCAUAACGGUUGUCUCUGCAUCGCUCGUGGAGAAGAAACAGGAUUCUUCCCAAAGCGAAAAUGUAGAUAUGGAGAAUUUUAAUGAGAAUAAUCAGAACAGCCAAGAGGCUCCAAUGGACACUAAUGGUAGUGCUCAAGAGCAACAACAAAAUGGACCCGAUAACCAAGAGGUGAGAGAAGAUGAAAUGAAGGGGGAGCCGCAACAAAAACAAUCGUGGACACAGAGAGUAGGACAGUGGUUCAGCGGGGAAAGUAAUGAUGAUAAAAAGGAUAAAUCUAAGGAGAAGUCAAAGAAAGUGCUUGUGAAAACAGUAGAGCUGCCCAUCGAUUCUCGGACCCAUGGAUUUUCACAGCAAGAUGUCAACACAUACAUGGAGCAAGAGGGGAAAAUGCAAGCACAGGAUAGACAGGAGAAAGAACGCGCUGACGCUCGUAACGCACUUGAAGAAUAUGUGUAUGAACUCCGCGGAAAGCUCUCUGAAGGAGAGACUUUACACGACUUUGUUGCGGAUGAACAACGUCACCGACUUGUAAACCAACUUGAUGGGCUUGAGCAAUGGCUCUAUGAUGAGGGUGAGGACCAGAAUAGACAGGUGUAUAGUGACAAAUUAUCAGAAUUACGGACGGAAGGCGAACCCAUAAAGCAGCGACGCCUGGAGUUCGAACUGCGCCCCGGCGCCUUAGACGAUUAUGCUUUGUCUAUUCAAUUAACUAAUAAAGCUGUCGAUCAAUACAGAGCUGGCGAUGAAAAGUAUUCUCAUUUAGCAGAAGCUGAUAUACAUAAAGUAGUGGAUGCAUCUAAAAAUGCACUGAAUUGGCUGGAAAAUGCUCGUCAAGCUCUUGCACACACCCCUCGGUAUCAACAGCCUCCACACACGACACACCAAAUACGGCAGGAAAGACAGAACUUUGAGGGCCUUGUUAACCCAAUUCUGAACAAGCCGAAGCCGAAACCUAAGGAGAAAACUCCUCCUCCAGCAAAUAAUACAGCUGGGGAUGCUCAGCCGGCUGCCAACCAAGAUGCGCAACAGGCACAGCAGCAAUCCCAGGAACAAAUGGACGUAGAAUAA
Molecule: messenger RNA, 2535 nt
Organism: Parnassius mnemosyne (clouded apollo)
Lineage: Eukaryota; Metazoa; Arthropoda; Insecta; Lepidoptera; Papilionidae
Source: the annotation of a GenBank genome assembly